This is a messenger RNA of Lindgomyces ingoldianus, 2112 nucleotides long. Its product is annotated as cytochrome P450 reductase 2. NCBI's taxonomy places the organism in Eukaryota, Fungi, Ascomycota, Dothideomycetes, Pleosporales, Lindgomycetaceae. Gene Ontology annotation, cellular component: cytosol. Bases 1 to 2112 code for a protein of 703 amino acids. The transcript has a single exon. The record is from RefSeq and is a predicted model, not a curated record. Gene Ontology annotation, molecular function: FMN binding; NADPH-hemoprotein reductase activity; flavin adenine dinucleotide binding.
AUGGAGACCUUGUACUCCCAAACCCUCUUUGCGUCUCGAUAUUUCCACCCCUACAUUGAAAGAUUCCGCCCAGCAUCUACGGUAGAUGGUGUGGCCCUAAUUUUCUUCAUCCUCGUUACCUUCGGAUAUCUCACUCGAGGCCAGCUCUGGGAAAAGCCUGACCCACACUAUGCUCUCUAUUUCGAAAGGCCUCAGCAACUAGAUGGUGGCUUCAGCACUACCCAGCCUUCCCGAAACAUUGCCCAGCGUCUUGAAGAGGGCAAUUACCAAGCCGUCAUUUUCUGGGGAUCCCAAUCGGGCACCUCGGAACGAUUCGCUGAAGCUAUCGCGCGCGAAUGCCUGGCGCACUUCGGUCUCCUUGCACUCGUUGCCGAUGCCUCCGAUUACGAUGCGGAAACCAUUUCUCUCAUACCGAAGGCUAAGUUCGCGAUAUUUAUCCUCAGCACAUAUGGUGAGGGUGACCCGAGCGAUAACACCGCCGGGCUAUGGGAAUGGAUUAAAACUGUCAAGGAGAAGAAUUUGAGACUUGACAGCCUGCGCUACAUUGCACUUGGACUUGGUAACAGCAACUAUAAGCACUACAACCGAGUUGUUGAUGUCGUGGCCGACGCGUUUGAUGUGGCAGGCGCAACGCCAUUAAUUCCAAGAAGAAAAGCAGACGAUGCGCAAGGUGGAACGGAAGAGGACUUUCUGGCCUGGAAAGAUGGCAUGUUUGAUCUCUUCAAGAUGAUGGGUUAUGAGGAACAGAGCGCUGACUACCGAGCGACAAUGGACGUGACGUUCUCAGUCUCCGCAGCCAUAAGUGAGGAGAACCAAUUUGGCAUUCUAUCGCAUUAUCAACAAUCCUCGACUUGCUCGGCCAUCGUACCGUUGGUUGUGAAGAAUUCUAGAGAAUUAUUCACGGCCGGAGAACGAAACUGCGUGCACAUGGAGCUCGAUCUAGCUAACCAUCCCAGUAUCCACUACAAGACGGGGGAUCAUGUGGGUGUCUGGCCAGUUAAUCCGGAAGACGAAAUCGAUCGGUUAUUGGAUGCUCUCGGUCUUCAGGAGCGACGAUGCGAAACGGUAAUAAUAACUCCAUCCAAAGAGAAUACAAGAUUCAAAAUCCCUUCUCCAACUACGCUGGAGACGGUUUUCCGGCAUUAUCUCGAGAUUUGCGCUCCCGUACCUCGGAAGGUUCUAGUGGAUCUUGCCCAAUUUGCUCCGGACGCGGCGUCCAAGGCAAUGGUCAUGGAGAUAGGACGAGAUCGUCAGCGAUAUGCGCAGUUGAUAUCCAACACACAUAUCACGCUUGCACGUCUCUUGCAAAUUGUUAGCCCACUAGAAUCUUGGAUCUCGCUUCCCCUGUCAUUCGUGCUGGAGUGUCUGCGUCCUAUGCAGCCGAGAUAUUACUCCAUCUCUUCGAGCUCAGUCAUAUCACCUCGCAAAGUUGCUGUCACGGCGUUAGUCGUGAAUAAAACGGCCGCAGGACCGCCAGAGUCCAUAAUCUAUGGCUUAACAUCAAACUACAUCCUCUCGGCCGGAAGGAUUCCUUCGAACUCUGCCCAUCGUAUUCCGCGAUACCAACACAUCAACAUCGCAGAGAGUGCCGGAAGCAAUAAAGUGCUUGCACACAUUCGAAAAUCAAAAUUCAAGCUGCCAAUCACUUGCUCGACGCCACUCAUCCUCGUCAGCGCGGGGACUGGGCUUGCUCCGUUCCGUGCCUUCAUCGCGGAAAGGGCAAAGCUCCACGUUGUUGGAAAGCCAACUGGAAGGAUACUUCUGUUCUUCGGGUGUCGUGAUGCGGAGUCCGAUUUUAUAUACAAAGGUGAGAUAGAGAAGGCAAAGGAAGGGUUAGGAGACAUGCUAGAGAUUUUCACUGCGUUUUCUAGAGCGGGCAAACAAAAGGUGUAUGUGCAGGAUCGAGUCGCAGAGCACAGUGGGAGGGUACUAGAAGUGCUAGAAGCGGGCGCAAAUUUUUACGUAUGCGGCAAAGCUAGUAUGGCGCGCGAAGUCGAUAUGCGGAUCGAGGAAGCCGCGAAACUAUCGAAAGGGCUGAGCGAUCAGGAAGUGAAAGCUUGGAUAGAUGGAUUGAAGAAACGUGGCAAAUGGAAGGUAGAAGUUUGGGGUUGA